This is a messenger RNA of Protopolystoma xenopodis, 273 nucleotides long. NCBI's taxonomy places the organism in Eukaryota, Metazoa, Platyhelminthes, Monogenea, Polystomatidea, Polystomatidae. The record is from the annotation of a GenBank genome assembly.
AUGCUGAUUGGUGAGGUGGCAUCAUUCACAGUGCAACCUGACCGAUUACUCAACUUUCCUGCUGUGAACAAGAAGCUACGUGAUUAUAUGCUAAACAAGACAGGAGAGGCCGGCAGCGCUGGUCAGCCUAAGCAUUGUUGCGGCUUGAUGAGCCUACGUGAACAGGGUGGUCUUGGCUAUCCCGACUUGGACGCACUUAUGGAACACCCAGAACCACUGGAGUUCAUCUUCGAUCUAGUCAAGUUAGUGUUACUCAGUUAUAUUUGGUCAUGA